This is a messenger RNA of Arabidopsis arenosa, 1445 nucleotides long. The record is from the annotation of a GenBank genome assembly. NCBI's taxonomy places the organism in Eukaryota, Viridiplantae, Streptophyta, Magnoliopsida, Brassicales, Brassicaceae.
ACCGGAGAUUCGGCGGCGACGAAACGGUACUCAUUGCGCCGCCGCAACUAACUAGCUUUCCUAUUCCUUGUAUCUGAUUUUGAUAAUGGCGAAAACUAAGCAACAGAAAUCUAAGCCUAAGAAACAACCGCAUCAGGUGAAGAAGAAGCAAGGCAAGGAUUGUGAUCUCUCUCAAUUUCGUGCUCAGCUUGACGCUUUAGGGCUUAAGAUUAUCCAAGUGACUUCAGACGGUAAUUGUUUCUUCAGAGCAAUUGCUGAUCAAUUGGAAGGCAAUGAGGAAGAACACAACAAGUACCGUAACAUGAUUGUACAAUAUAUAGUGAAAAAUCGUGAAAUGUUCGAGCCUUUUAUCGAAGAUGAUGUUCCGUUUGAGGAUUACUGUAAAACCAUGGAUGAUGAUGGAACUUGGGCUGGGAAUAUGGAAUUACAGGCAGCUUCUCUUGUCACACGUAGUAAUAUAUGUAUUCACAGGAACAUGUCACCCCGUUGGUAUAUUCGCAAUUUUGAAGAUACACGAACCCGCAUGAUCCAUCUGUCUUAUCACGAUGGGGAACACUACAACAGUGUGCGUUCGAAGGAAGAUGCUUGUGGAGGACCAGCCAGGCCUGUUGUAAUAGAGGCUGAUGCUAAAGUUUCAGCAGCAUCUAAACAAGCCAAAGCCACAGAGAGCAAGUCGAAAAACAAAGCUGAUAAGUGUAAUGUGGAUGCUGGGGCUAUCAAAGUAGUCAUGUCUGGUAGUUGUUGUGACAAUGCUGAGAAAGCUGAACAGGUUUUAGUACAAGUAAACGGUGAUGUAGAUGCUGCGAUAGAAUUCCUGAUAGCAGAGCAAGGAAUGGAUUUUUUGACUGAAAAUGAUUCAGAAAUCGCUUCCGCAGCAGAUAGCACAAUUCCAAUGGAAGCAAGUGAUAGUUCAGUGGAAAGCACCGAGCAAUCCAAAGAAGAAUUGAAUGAGAAGGAAUCAGCUAGCUGCACUAACAUUGAAACAGUCCAUGCCAAGUGCAGAUCACAGACCGAUGAUAAGAAGAUCCCGAGGAAUAAAACAUGUCCAUGUGGUUCAAAGAAGAAAUACAAGUCUUGCUGUGGAACAGCAACUGGGAGAUCCUCUGUAAAAUUGGAGCCAAACAACGGAGUCGAAGAAGGGGAGAAAGAAUUUGAGGAGAGGAACAUCGAAUGAAGUUGAAGCAAAUGUACCAGAUGUUGGUGCUCUCUGUAUAUAAUUAAGUCUCACUCACUCAAGGUGAUCACAUUUUCACUUAACUCAUUCAAACCAAAUUCUUUUGUCUGUUAAGCCAAAACAUUGGUUACUAAAUCCGUUUGGUUUCUCUCUAUUUCAGGUGAUCUUUUUAAGGAUUCACUGCAAAUUUUUCACAUAACAGAUUCCUCAGGUAUGUGAUUAGUAUGAAUUCCGAGUUAGGAUCACUCGGGAAUAUACCUUUUUUGUUGUC